AUGAGACGAGAUUUCCAAAGGUUGACGAAGAAUUGUGUUACCUGUCAAAAGAGUAAAAUUUCAGUACACGUGAAGGCACCCCUCCAACAUCUUGAGACUCCAUCGGAACGAUUUGGGUUUCUUCAUGUAGAUUUGGUUGGGCCGUUACCAGAAAGCAAUGGUAAAAACAUGCUCUUUACGGUGAUAGAUAAUUACUCGGGAUUCGUUGCUGCAUACCCAUUAGAGAGUCAACCUCAAGGUUCCAACAGUGUUGCUUGUGCGAAACACCUGAUCGAUUGGAUAGCGUUGUUUGGCGUCCCACAUACAGUCGUUUCUGAUCGCGGACCUCAAUUCGCAAGUGCCAUUUGGAAAGAACUAAGCAAAAUUUUGAAUUUUAAGGUGAAUGUAACGACGGCCUACCAUCCACAGGCGAACGGUAAAAUCGAGAGAUUCCAUAGAACAUUAAAAAGUGCUUUACGAUCAAGACUUGAAGGCAGAAGUAAUUGGGAAAUGGAAUUACCUUGGGCAUUACUUGGAAUCCGGAAUCAACCGAACACGGAUUCGGGCUUUGCUCCAUCAGAUUACGUUUUCGGUAGCAAAGUUCGUUUUCCUGGACAGCCAUCGUUCCCAAUCUCUUACCAAGCGCCAUCGACUUUCGUUGAACGGUUGAGAAACGCAGUGACCAAUCAAGUAGUAAAAAAACCUGAAUGGCAUUUGGCGGGAAAUUUGAAAUUCGAUAUCCCAAAUGAUCUCAAAACAUGUAAGCAAGUACUAAUCAGGGAAGAGCGAAAGUUGGCAAGUCUUAGACAAAAGUACUCCGGUCCAUUUGAAGUUAUUUCAAGAAAUGAUAAAGCAUUCAAGAUAAAGUUUCCUUCAGGAGAAGAUUUCGUUUCUAUUAAUAGAUUGAAACCAUUUCAUCAAUGA
Molecule: messenger RNA, 903 nt
Organism: Paramuricea clavata
Lineage: Eukaryota; Metazoa; Cnidaria; Anthozoa; Malacalcyonacea; Plexauridae
Source: the annotation of a GenBank genome assembly